UGACGGUGCGGCCGGGCCCGCAGGCGGCAUGGGGCGGGUGCAGCUCUUCGAGAUCCGCCUGAGCCGCGGCCGCGUCGUCUACAGCCCGGGGGAACCGCUGGCGGGGACCGUACAUGUGUGCCUGAGGGCGCCGCUGCCUUUCCGAGCCAUCCGCGUGAGCUGCACGGGUUCCUGCAGGGUCUCCAACAAGGCCAAUGAUGCUGCCUGGGUGGCAGAGGAGGGCUACUUCAACAGCACUCUGUCGCUGGCGGAUAAGGGGAGCCUGCCCACUGGAGAGCACAGCUUCCCCUUCCAGUUUCUGCUUCCUGCCACAGCACCCACAUCUUUCGAGGGCCCUUUUGGGAAGAUCGUGCACCAGGUGCGGGCCACCAUCGACACACCGCGUUUUUCCAAGGAUCACCAGUGCAGCUGUGUGUUCUACAUCUUGAGCCCUCUGAACCUGAACAGCAUCCCCGAUAUCGAGCAACCCAACGUGGCUUCUGCCACCAAGAAGUUCUCCUACAAGCUGGUGAAGACAGGCAGCGUGGCCCUCACCGCCAGCACAGACCUCCGGGGCUACGUGGUGGGGCAGGUGCUGCGGCUGCAGGUUGACGUCGACAACCAGUCGGGCAAGGACACCAGCCCUGUGGUGGCCAGUCUGCUGCAGAAAGUGUCCUACAAGGCCAAGCGCUGGAUCUACGACGUGCGGACCAUUGCGGAAGUGGAGGGUGCCGGUGUCAAGGCCUGGAGGCAGACGCAGUGGCAAGAACAGAUCCUGGUGCCGCCCCUGCCCCAGUCGGCCCUGCCGGGCUGCAGCCUCAUCCAUGUGGACUACUACCUGCAGGUCUCCCUGAAGGCGCCUGAGGCCUCCGUGACCCUCCCGGUCUUCAUCGGCAAUAUCGCUGUGAACCAAGCCCCGCUGAGCCCUGGGCCUGGCCUCGGGCCACUGCCCGGGGCUCUGCCCACGGUGGUGCCCUCUGCGCCGCCCCCGGAGGAGGCAGAGGCGGUUGCCGGCCACCCCCAGUUCGCGGACCCUGUCUCCCUCAUCACCCAGAGCCAUUCGCCACAGCCACCGCCUGGUGCUCCUGACCCCUGUCCUCACGACGGCAGCCCCGCUUCCCACCCUCUGCCCCCUGCCUUGUGCAUCUCCACAGGUGCCACUGUGCCCUAUUUUGCAGAGGGGUCUGGAGGAGCUGUGCCCACCAUCAGUACCUUGAUCCUACCCCCAGAGUACAGUUCGUGGGGCCACCCCUAUGAGGCUCCGCCGUCCUACGAGCAGAGCUGCGGAGCUGCGGAUCCUGGCCUGACCCCAGAAAGCUGACCCCGAACCGAGCCGCCUUCUCCAGGACCUUUGCCGUGGGACCAGGGCCUCAUGCCUUCGCUCCCGGCCUGGCCCGGCCUACUCAGGACUCUCCGCGCCCUCUGCCUCCCCCUGGGCCGCCUCCGUGGCCCCGUGCAGUCGGCCUCUCCCAGUGGCGGUGGCUGGACUGACAGGUGUAAAUA
Messenger RNA from Pteronotus mesoamericanus, 1482 nucleotides. It is a transcript of the gene ARRDC1, whose product is annotated as arrestin domain containing 1. Gene Ontology annotation, biological process: protein transport. Bases 29 to 1300 code for a protein of 423 amino acids. Gene Ontology annotation, cellular component: cytoplasm. Gene Ontology annotation, molecular function: ubiquitin protein ligase binding; ubiquitin-like ligase-substrate adaptor activity. The transcript is spliced from 8 exons. Lineage: Eukaryota; Metazoa; Chordata; Mammalia; Chiroptera; Mormoopidae. The record is from RefSeq and is a predicted model, not a curated record.